UGGAGAUGAGUGAAAUAAGGCUUGAAUUUUCAUUUUGAGUCUUACAAAUGAUGAUACUUCAUAAGCUCAUCAGAUUUGCAAAUAAACCCUUUCUUUGGCUAAUAUUCACGUCCAUUCUCUUGGCAUAUUUAUGUCCCGAAAUUGGAGCCAAAGGAGGAAUAUUAAAGCCAGAAAUCACUGUAAAGUAUUUUGCUGUUGUUAUAAUUUUUUUUAUUAGUGGAAUUUCUUUGAAAUCAAACGAAUUGUUAGCUGCAGCAUGUCAAUACAGAGUCCAUAUUUUCAUACAAUUGUACUCCCUAAUUUUUGUUCCUCUAAUAGUCCAAAUUUUAGUGCAACUCUUAGGUCAAUUUUAUCCUAAUCCUGACUUAUUAGUUGGCUUCAUAGCAGUAAGUUGUAUGCCACCACCUGUUUCAUCGGCCGUCUUGUUAACUAAAACAGUUGGAGGAAAUGAAGCAGCAGCUGUGUUUAACUCUGCAUUUGGUAGCUUUCUUGGGAUUUUUGUUACACCUGCCCUUCUAUACCUGUUUUUUAGUAAUGAAAGUGAAGUGCCUAUAUGGAAUGCUAUUUUUCAAUUAAGUUUCACUGUAGUACUUCCAGUUGUGAUUGGCCAAUGUUCCAGACCCUUUCUUGUCCGUUAUGUUUCAAAACAUAAAAAAGAGUUAUCUAUGUUAGGAAGCUUUAUGUUGCUUCUAAUUAUAUACACCACAUUUUGUGAAACCUUCUCAAAGCAUGACCCUGUUUUUACUGCUUCAACAGUUUUAGUUACCUCUGUUACUGUUAUAUUUCUUCAAUUAGCCUUACUAAGUUUAUCAUUCCUGUGUGCAAAUUAUUUGAAUGCAUAUUAUUCCUCUGCAGAUGUUGUGGCAAUUUUAUAUUGUUCAACUCAUAAGUCCCUUACUUUAGGAUUUCCAAUGCUCAAAAUAUUGUACGGAGAAGAGCCUCAUUUCAUUCUUGUUUCGUUUCCUUUACUUGUGUAUCAUCCAAUGCAAAUAUUAAUUGGAAGUCUGUUAGUACCUGUGCUACAAAAAUGGAUGCAGAAUGUGAAAAGGUAUAAGAAUAUACUUUAUUCUGUGUGACGUUUGAAAUUGGAGGAAAGAUCUUGAUGGCAUCAUUUAUUCCGUUCAUUCAAAGAAAAAUAUUCUAAAAUUUUUGAAGAAAAUCCGGAAUAUUUAAAAGAUUUAUAUGAUCAGAUGUGCUCUCAGCUUCGCUCUGGAAUUAAAAGAGAUGUUGCCGAGUUGGAGGAAAAGAUGAACAUCUGUCCAUCAUUAUCUGCUCUUGACAAGGAAAUUGAGAAACAUAAAAAGAAAAAUGUGCUUCAAUGGAGGCCUUCUGGGGACCCAGAGAAAGACUUUAAGGCACAUGCAUUUAUGUUGAAGAACAAUUACCGGGCUGAACUUGAGGCAAAAUUACAAAAGUUACAGUUAGAAAAUGAUGAACUCAGAAAUGUUAUGGCCAUGGAGCAUUCGGAAAUAAUGCGCAUUAAAAAAGAAAACGACGAAAAUCAACGAACAUUUUCCGAGCUAGUGGAUAACAGUGAGCUUAGUGAAGAGUUUUCAGAACUUGAAAUGGAUCUGGAGAAACUCAAAAAUGAAAAGUGCGAAAAGGAUUAAUGACCUUCUGUGAAGUUUCAAGCUUUUUUGUUUCAAAUGUUUCAUUUUAUUAAUUAUAACUGUUUCAUAAAGUAUUUAUUCAUUGUUUUAUGUAUUUUUCUUUUUAUUGUGUAUAAUUCUGUUUGCUAGCAUUACUAAUGUACUG
Molecule: messenger RNA, 1755 nt
Organism: Uloborus diversus
Lineage: Eukaryota; Metazoa; Arthropoda; Arachnida; Araneae; Uloboridae
Product: sodium/bile acid cotransporter 7-like
Exons: 13
Coding region: 48-1076 (342 amino acids)
Cellular component (GO): plasma membrane
Source: RefSeq, a predicted model, not a curated record